This is a messenger RNA of Cottoperca gobio, 4265 nucleotides long. It is a transcript of the gene pex1, whose product is annotated as peroxisomal biogenesis factor 1. Bases 154 to 3888 code for a protein of 1244 amino acids. Gene Ontology annotation, cellular component: peroxisome; peroxisomal membrane; cytosol. Gene Ontology annotation, biological process: protein import into peroxisome matrix. The transcript has 24 exons. Lineage: Eukaryota; Metazoa; Chordata; Actinopteri; Perciformes; Bovichtidae. Gene Ontology annotation, molecular function: ATP binding; ATP hydrolysis activity. The record is from RefSeq and is a predicted model, not a curated record.
UUAUUGUGAAACGUGGUUCUGCUCGUUUUCAGCUUUUUUGGUCUAGCUAGGAUAGACUCAGAGCACAUCGAUCGGCUAUGAGUUUGUUGUACAUUUAACGUUAGCGUAGUAACACGCCGUGCAUGUACAUAGCUAACGUUAGUCAGGCAAAUAAUGUUUAGUAGUCAGGGCAUCCAACCCGUAACUUUUGUUUUUAACAACGCAAAAAACUGCUUUCUUCAUAUCUCCUCGAAGUUGAUAUCGCAUCUUUCUCUGAACGAGAACCAGGCUUUGGAGUUGUCCUGGGGCCAUGGCUCUCCAGUGUUUCUCAGCUGGACUCAAAACAGAACCUCCUCCAGCUUGGACAGCCAUAAAGUGGAGCUGUGUCGACAACUGGGAGAAAAGCUGGGCCUGAAGGAUGGAGAGCAGGGCUUCCUGAGACCAUGUCACCAGGUUUCAUCAGUGCAUCAAGUGUUUGUGGAGCCUCUGUCAUCUGACGACUGGGAAAUCUUGGAGCUCCACAGUGCAGCGCUGGAGCAGCGGCUGUUGGAUCAGAUCAGAAUUGUUUUCCGAGAUGCCGUGUUGCCUGUGUGGGUGGACAGCCACACAGCCAUCUACAUCCAAAUAGCAUCGCUUUCGCCAUCUGUGCCCUAUGGUCGCUUGGAGCAGUUCACAGAACUAAUUGUCUCUCCUAAGAGCCGCGCUGGAAUUGGCAACCUGAAUGAUUCUCCAGUGAGAAACAGCGAGAAGCAGAAUUUUCCAAGACUGCAAAAUAUGGAUCCUUCCUCCCCCUCAGGACCGUCAUUAGAAAGUACCUCCCCUGUCCCUCAAAGCCACCAGUGGGGUGGCAUAGCUGACAUGAAGAGCCUGCUACGCUUUAUGAUAAAGGGUACUUACAAUCCGGUUAAAGAGCUGCCACCUGUACCCGACAUUCCUGCCCUCCUCACCGACUCUAUCUACAGAGUGUGUGGUGCACCUCCAGACUCUCUUUGCUCUAUAAGCCCAAUUGCAGAUGCUGUUAUUCAUUUAUUUCCUUCGAGCCACGGGAUGAAUGCUGAUCCAACUGGAGGUCAGUCGCAAGUGACUUAUGGCCUGCUCUCCAAAGUCCUCUCCCCUAAAGAAUCGAGGGACAGAGCCAAGCAGGCAAUGGAGAAAAAGAAGAAUGCAGGAGUUGCUAAAGUUGCUGAGGGAGAGGAGAUGAGAGAAGAGGAAGCGAUGGUGGUCAGGGUGGUGUACCAUGUUACUGAGAAGCUAGCGCACAAUAAAAAAAGUCACAGCAAGGGAGAGAUCCAUAGUGGAAGAGUAUGGAUCCCACCGCCCCUCGCUGUCAGGUUGAAUAUCAUCCCACAUUCAAUAGUAAGAAUCAAGCCAGUCAACUCCACUAUCAAAGUAGCCUCGUCCAUUCGCCUACAGCCCUUAAUACCACUGCCCGAGGAGGACGAUGAGGAGAUCCGGACAGCUUUCCUCGGUUGGCUGCACACUCAGAGUCAUGAACCUUUAGCCUGCCUGACUGCUCGGUCUGGCACCGUCCUCUUACAUGGAACUGAUGCAAAGUUAGAGUUUGCUUUAACUGUACUGAAACCGGAACCAGAGAGUGACCCUCCAGACCAGCUGUUUUCACUAGCACACACUGUUGUCCAGAAGGAAAACAUACAGGUAAACAGAGAGCCAGUAACAUUGCCAGCUGUGAAAUCUAUAGCUGAGAUGCCCAACUCGAAGCUUCCCUCCCUCAGUAUUCUUGGUGGGCUCGAUAAGCUUAGUAGGACUGGAUUUGACUUCAUCUCCCACAGCCUUCUGGGUAGUCCCCUCUCAAGAGAGCUUGGUACCACUGGGCAGGGUCUCCAAGGAGGAGCGCUACUCCUCACUGGUGCUAAGGGAAGUGGAAAGAGUACUCUUUCCCGAGCCCUCUGCAGAAAAGCUAAAGAAGAUCUGGAUGCACAUGUGGAGCUGGUGGACUGCAAGAAACUACAAGGCAAAAGGGCAGAGACAGUGAGACAGUUGCUGCAGGAUAUCUUUGAACAGGCAGAGUGGAGGCAGCCUUCAGUUGUUCUACUUGAUGACCUGGACCACAUGACUGGGUCACCAACCUCACCAGAGCAUGAGCAUGGUCCUGAGGCGCUGCUGCAACAGCACAUUGCACAGAGUCUGAAGGAUGUGGUGGACGAGGUGCUGCUUCACUACAGCCUGGUGUGUCUGAUAAUCACCAGCCAGAGCGAGCAUUCCCUCCAUCCCUCCCUCACUGAGGUGCAGGGGUCCCACUUCAUCCAGGGCUUUGCACACAUCCAGCCACCGGACCAGGCUCAAAGAGCAGAUAUCCUGCGCUGUCUGAUACUCAGAAGAAACAGCCUAUCUGAGGAGACCUUACAGACUCUAGACCUGGCAGCUGUUGCCAAGGAGACGGAAGGAUACACUUCCCAAGACCUUGUACUGCUGUUGGAGCGGGCUGUCCAUGCCAACACUGCACAGAGAGGACGCAGUGACCAGGCUGUGUGUCUGUCGUGGAAGGACUUUGCGCAGGCUCUCAAGGGAUUCACACCUCCCUCGCUGUGGGGUGUAGAUCUUCACACCCCAAGUGGAGUUGGGCUGGAGAGGGUGGGGGGGCUGAGGGAGGUGCGACAGCAGCUAAUGGACACCAUACUGCUCCCCGCUAAGUAUCCCAUCCUGUUCUCCAAUCUCCCUAUCCGCCAUCGCUCAGGAAUAUUGCUGUACGGAGCUCCUGGUACAGGGAAGACGUUGCUGGCCAGCGCCGUGGCCAAAGACAGCGGUAUGAAUUUCAUCAGCAUCAAGGGACCUGAACUUCUGAGUAAGUACAUUGGAGCUAGUGAGCAGGGAGUCCGUGAUGUCUUCCAGAGGGCGCAAGCUGCCAAGCCAUGCAUUCUGUUCUUCGAUGAGUUUGACUCUCUGGCCCCCAGGAGGGGCCACGACAGCACGGGUGUAACCGACCGUGUAGUCAACCAGCUCCUCACCCAGCUGGAUGGAGUGGAGGGACUGCAGGGUGUAUAUGUGCUUGCAGCCACCAGCCGUCCAGAUCUGAUUGACCCGGCCCUGCUUAGACCUGGACGACUGGAUAAAUCCCUCUACUGCCCCCCUCCUGACCUGGAGGCUCGUGUGGAGAUCCUGAAGGCUCUGAGCGCCGGUGUCACACUGGCUGCUGACGUGGACCUGGAGCUGCUGGCAGCAGCAACGGAGCAGUUCACCGGGGCAGACCUGAAGGCCCUGCUCUACAACGCCCAGCUGGAAGCUGUCCACAACAGCAUGGGCUCCGGCACACCGCAUAAUCAGGACCUGACCUCUGGCUCAGACAGCGACAUGAGCCUCUCCUCCAUGAUCUUCCCGAACAACAGCAGUGGCUCAGAGGAUUCAGUGGGGGAGGGGGACCCAGGCGUGGGGCUAGACCAGUCCAUGGUUCUCCUGGAGCCCGGUGAGCUUCAGGCUGAAGACGAUCUACGUUGUGGCAAUGUUUGGAGACUCUACUUUGGAAGCUCCUACGAGUCAGAGUUGGGGAAUUCACCGAUUUCAGGACUGAACUCGCAGUGCGUCUCUGGACCCAACUCCAUGACCCAUGACUUAACGAGGGCAUCAGGUCGGGAACCUGGCGGCUCACUUCCCCCUGCCUACAUGUCCUCCCUCCAGAGCGGGUACGAGGAGCUCGGCCCGGAGCAGCUGGAGCGCCUACAACAAGACAUUAAUAACAUCAAGAACAACUACAGGAGAGCUAACGAGGACUAUGUCCGGGUGCAUUCAACCUCCAGCCAGCCGGGCCUGCUGCUGUGUCGGGCUCAUGUGAACUCUGCCCUGGCCGUGACCGGAGCAUCUCUCAGCAAAGCCGACUGGAACAGAUAUACAAAAAUGUAUGAAGCCUUUGGCGGUGCAGGAGACUGGACAAUCUUCCCACUCGGCCACAUUUAAACCCGGACAACGUGUGACUUUAGCUUGAUUAGACACGCUAGUUACAAACACCCGAUUUGUUAUUUUAAUGUGAAUGAAUAAAAGCUGUGAUUUAUUUAAUAAUUUAACAAUCUAACGAUCAUAUUUCCUGAUCUUUGAAGACGAUGUUUGUUCAAAUGUUUCCUACUGACUUGAUUAUGAGUGGUUCACUCAAAAUGUAAUUACUGUACAUAUGUAUAAUUCCAGAGGAUAAAAUAUGUAAUUACUAGAAUUAAAAAUGAAAUCUUACCUGCAACACUUGAUUCUGUUUACACCUACUGGAUGGAGAACAUAUCUUUUUCUUAAUUGUAUGACUUUAUCAAAACUUGAACGUUGAAUAUUAAAAAUGUAAAAUAGGA